Nematocida parisii ERTm1 is the source of this 312-nucleotide messenger RNA. RefSeq lists its product as uncharacterized. Gene Ontology annotation, biological process: translational initiation. Gene Ontology annotation, molecular function: translation initiation factor activity; RNA binding. Lineage: Eukaryota; Fungi; Microsporidia. Bases 1 to 312 code for a protein of 103 amino acids. The record is from RefSeq and is a predicted model, not a curated record. The transcript has a single exon.
AUGCACGACCUCAAUGAAGACAUGGUAUUUUCUGAUGACGAGACGAAGUUUGAAGACAAUGAAAUACAUGUAAGAAAGCAGAACAGAAAGGGGAGGAAGUGGCUUACAACAGUUGAAAACAUACCAGAAUCAUUUGACAUCACAAAGCUAAUGACUGCUUUAAAGAGAGAGCUCUGCUGUAAUGGAACAAUAGUAACAGAAACAGCAACAGGCAAAAAAGUAAUGCAAAUGCAAGGUGACCACGGAACAAAAAUUCAAGCAAGGCUACAAGAAAUCUUCCCAGCGUAUAAAGUGCUUUUCUUUGGCAAUUAG